CACCGGCCGUGAGGCAUUGUGGGAGAAGAUGGCGGCCGCCGUCCGCUUUCGGGUUGUUAGAGCGCUUCCAAUGUCACGUCCUGCCAUUACUGCAGCAGCCACGUCUGUGUUCUGCGGCUCAUCCCAUCGCCAGCUUCACCAUGCUGUCAUACCUCACGGGAAAGGUGGCCGCUCAUCUGUCAGUGGAGUUGUGGCCACUGUGUUUGGAGCUACAGGAUUCCUGGGUCGAUACGUUGUUAACCACCUUGGACGAAUGGGGUCACAAGUGAUCAUACCGUAUCGGUGUGAUAUAUAUGACACCAUGCAUCUUCGUCUAAUGGGUGACCUGGGCCAGAUUACUUUUCUGGAAUGGGACGCACGAGACAGAGAUUCUAUCAGGAAAGCAGUGCAGCACAGCAACGUGGUCAUCAAUCUUAUUGGGCGGGAGUGGGAAACCAGGUAAUACUGAUUUGAGUGUUGUUUUCUCUGUGUAGCCCAGGCUAUGUCCCAAAGGAGCAAGGAUAGUGGGGUGGUGCAGCUGAGCAGUACUUGUAGCUAGCAACACUUAAUUGCCGACAUCAGAGAGCUGAAUGAAAGGCACUGUAGAGGUAAAGCGGUGGGAGAGAAGGAAGUGAGAAGUGUGUUUCCUGAAGCCAUAAUCAUACGGCCGUCUGACAUCUUCGGAAGGGAGGACAGGUUCCUCAAUCACUUUGCAAAUCAUCGUUGGUUUCUUGCUGUGCCUCUCGUUUCUUUGGGCUUUAAGACAGUGAAGCAGCCAGUGUAUGUUGCAGAUGUUUCCAAGGGGAUUGUUAAUGCGACUAAAGAUCCAGAUGCCAUAGGAAAAACCUUUGCCUUCACUGGGCCAAAUCGGUACCUGCUCUUCCAUUUGGUGAAGUACAUCUUUGGCAUGACCCAUCGGACCUUCAUCCCUUACCCUUUGCCACUAUUUGUGUAUAGCUGGAUUGGCAAACUCUUUGGGCUGAGUCCAUUUGAGCCCUGGACAACGAAGGACAAGGUGGAGCGGAUACAUAUCUCAGACGUGAUGCCGACCGACCUGCCUGGCCUGGAAGAUCUUGGCGUUCAGCCCACACCACUGGAGCUCAAGUCCAUUGAGGUGCUACGGCGGCAUCGCACUUACCGAUGGCUGUCUUCUGAGAUCGAGGAAACCAAGCCUGCCAAGACAGUCAACUAUUAGUGUCACCCAGGUCACCUGUGUGCUCUAGAGAGUCUUGUACACAGUAAAAAAGUCGCUCUAUUAAAUCUCCGAGGAUUCGGUC
This is a messenger RNA of Mus pahari (shrew mouse), 1256 nucleotides long. It is a transcript of the gene Ndufa9, whose product is annotated as NADH:ubiquinone oxidoreductase subunit A9. The record is from RefSeq and is a predicted model, not a curated record. Gene Ontology annotation, molecular function: protein-containing complex binding. The transcript has 13 exons. NCBI's taxonomy places the organism in Eukaryota, Metazoa, Chordata, Mammalia, Rodentia, Muridae. Gene Ontology annotation, cellular component: mitochondrion.